AAAAAUUUGAAAUUUGACAGUGACAUAUUGGUUUUUCUGAUAUGAAUUAACAAUUAACGUGUAUUGUGUCUGUAUGGUUGUAAAAAAAUAACCAGUUCCUGGUGAUGAAAAUAAAAAAUGGCAAAGGAAAAUUCAAGCUGUUUUAUUCUGGAAAAAAUAAGUGAACAAGUGGGUACCUCGGAGCCCGCACUUAAAUUACUAUUGACUGUUUUAGCUGGUUAUCCUUUAGCUUUAAUUCAUAGGAAAUAUUUUUAUGGAAAAGAUGUCAGCUUGCAACAUUUAUUUUUCAUUGCCUCUGGAUUCUCCAUGGGAUAUUGGAAUUAUGGGCGAGACAUGUUUCAUUGUGUCUUCACAACUUUUUUCACCUAUUGCACACUCUUCAUUUUGAAAGGAACAGAUAUUAGUGUUGCAAUAACUUUAAUUUUCAAUUUAGGAUACCUUCUAAUAGGAUAUUAUUAUGCUAGUACAGAUAGUUACGACAUUAAUUGGACAAUGCCACAGUGCAUAUUAACUUUGAGAUUAAUAGGUGUUGCAUUUGAUCUUUACGAUGGACAUCAGCCUGUCGAAACACUAUCUAAAGACAGUAAAAAAGUUGCGUUGCAGAAAAGGCCCAGCUUACUAGAAAUGUUUGGACAUGCCUUCUUUCCAGCCUCUUUUUUGGUUGGACCACAAUUUCCUAUGAAAAGGUACCAAGAGUUUGUUUCUGGGCAGUACAGUGAAAAGGAAACUCCCAACCAACCGCCUGACAGUAUUGAUGCUGCAAUAAGAAGAUUUGCUCUAGGGGUGCUCUAUCUAGUCAUAUUUCAGGUUUUAGGCAUUUUUGUGUCUGAUGAUUUGUUUAUCAGCGAUGAAUUUGGGAAUCUAAGCUUUGCACGGAGAAUAUUGUUAUUGGGAAUAUGGGGAAGAUAUACAUUGUACAAAUAUAUAUCCUGUUGGUUGUUGACAGAAGGAGCAUGUAUAUUAUUUGGCCUAACUCACAAUGGAGAGGAUGAAAAUGGCGAGGUUCAAUGGAAUGGUUUGGAAAAUAUAAAAAUUUCUAUUUUCGAGAACACCACCGAAUUCGGACAUUUCAUUCAAUCUUUUAAUGUUAACACCAAUCAGUGGUCUGCACAAUAUAUUUAUAAGAGACUGAAAUUUCUUGGCAAUCGCCUUGUGAGUCAAUCUGUUACCCUUCUUUUCUUGGCAGUUUGGCAUGGACUCCAUUCAGGAUACUACGUUUGUUUCUUAUUUGAAUUCAUUGUUAUGUACAUGGAGAGAGAUUUGAAAUCCAUAGUGAAGUCCAAUGAAACGCUAACCCGAUUUUUUGAUAUCCCACAACUGCAAUUGCCUCUACAGAUUAUUUUGAGGAUCUACACCUUUGUCUUCAUGGGAUGGUGCCUAUUGCCAUUUGCUCUUUUGCAUUUUCAUUCAUAUAUGAAGGCAUUCGCAAAUGUUUAUUAUAUUGGUGCAGUAUUGUUUCUGCUGUGGCCUAUUGUAUAUGCCCCAAUACUCAGAUUGAUUUUCAAGAAAACAAAGAUUCGUAGUGAGUAACUUGUAUGGAAACUGAUAUUAUUCGCUAAAGAAUUUCUAUAAAUGACUGAAAUUGAACUUUUUUUUAGUAUUUUAUAGUUGCUUGGUAUUUUUUUUUUGAAAAUGCAGUCUUAUUGUAUUUUUACCUAUUUAUUUGAGAUAAUUUGAAUUCACCAUUGUUGAAAAUCGUUUCAUGCUUUGGAGUUCAUAUAGAACGUAUGCAAUUUUUUUUAUUAUGUUAUUAUGGCAAUAUCAAGUGCUAAGGGUGCUUCUUCUGUGAAUAAUUUUUUUGUUUUCGUGAUACUUCAUUAUGAAUAUCUACUAUUUCUCAUAGUAUAUUAAAACGUAACAACUCUGUCCAGUUUUCAAAAAGAGUGUGAAGUCAGUAUUCUGAAUAUAUUUUUGCUAGUUUUUUUCAUGAGUCACAGUAUCCAUGAAA
Leptinotarsa decemlineata (Colorado potato beetle) is the source of this 1948-nucleotide messenger RNA. RefSeq names its product lysophosphatidylcholine acyltransferase 3 protein nessy (gene nes). The record is from RefSeq and is a predicted model, not a curated record. Gene Ontology annotation, biological process: lipid modification; phosphatidylcholine biosynthetic process. Lineage: Eukaryota; Metazoa; Arthropoda; Insecta; Coleoptera; Chrysomelidae. Gene Ontology annotation, cellular component: membrane. Gene Ontology annotation, molecular function: lysophospholipid acyltransferase activity; 1-acylglycerophosphocholine O-acyltransferase activity.